GUCUCCGACCAAUCUAAAUCUCCUUCGGAAACAGGCUCUGCACUUACCAGUCAUGCUUCUUCAACAACUGGCAAAACAGUGACGUACGACUGGAAACUGGAGUGGAUGAUCGCUGCACCAAACGGAUAUGCUCGCCCGGUAAUCGGCGUUAAUGGUCAAUGGUAUGUCCACUUUGAUCUUCAUCUGGUAACAGGUGUGACUAAUUUCUCACAGNNGCCAUGUCCAUCUAUCGAUGUCAUGCAAGGAGAUCGCGUGGUUGUCAAUGUCUACAACGGCCUGGGAAACGAAAGCACGUCGCUUCACUGGCACGGAAUACAUCAGAGAGGCACGAAUCACAUGGAUGGGCCAAGCGGAGCAACGCAAUGCCCGAUAGCCCCUGGCCAGAGUUUCACAUANCGACUGGAUCGUAAGUUGGCCGACCAAGCAGGCACAUACUGGUGGCAUUCUCAUAACAUGGGUCAAUACCCCGAUGGCCUUUGGGGCCCACUCAUCGUUCGCGAUCCCAACCCGCCUUUCCACUACGAUGAAGAACUUAUAAUUACUCUUUCGGAUUGGUACAAUGAGCAAAUGCCUUACAUAAUCCAUCAGUAUCAAUCUGCUGAUGGUGCGGCGGAAGAUGGUACUCCUGAUCCAUCAGGAGGUGCCUUGAUCAAUUCUGGCGUAAAUGUCUCAAUUCAUGUCAAACCAAGCACGACUUAUCUGGUUCGAAUCAUCUGCCCAGCUGCUUUCAGUGGUCACGGUUGGGUUUUCGAUGGUCACAAUCAAACGACGGUUGAAGUCGACGGUGUAUACACGGUGCCUGUCGUUGUCACUGCUGGAGGCAANAAUGUUCGAAUCGCUCCUGGACAGAGACAGUCAUUCUUGAUGAGGACCAAAGAUGACACAAGCAAGAAUUAUGCUAUCCUUGACUUCAUGGACCCUAACAUGUUGUUCAUCAACAAAGGGCAGACGCCCACCCCAACCUAUCCUCUCAACGCGACCGCCUGGUUGGUUUACAACACUAGUGCAGACUACCCACCGCCACCUGUUCUGUAUAACCUCGGGAAUGACGACUUCUUUGAUGAUGUAAAUUAUGUUCCAUUGGACAAAGAACCUCUUCUCGAACCAGUCGAUCGACAGUUGGUCAUCGAUAUGUCCAUGGAGAACAUAACAGGCAUCUCAAGAUACAUUUUGAACGGCCACACAUACCUAGGUGCCAAAGUGCCGACAUUGUACACGACUCUUACUGUCAACGAGACUGAGGCAUCCAACCCAGAUAUGUAUGGAGACAUCAAUCCUUACGUGUUCAAGUACGGCGAAGUCGUCGAAGUGGUCAUGAACAACCUGCACUCCAACCUCUUCCAAGUCAUCGAAAGAUCGGACCCCAAAGCUGGUUCAUUCAGUGGAUCAUACUCGAAGUUGCCACCCACACCCAUCAGACGAGACACGAUCAUGGUUCAGAACGAGGGCUAUGCUGUCGUCAGAUUCAGGGCCGACAAUCCAGGUAUCUGGCUCUUCCACUGCCACAUUGAGCUGCACGUCGAAGCUGGCUUUACCGCUACCUUCAUAGAAGCUCCGGAAAAACUCGCUGCCAGUGAUUUUACCCUUCCAGCAGAUCAUAUCAACGCCUGCAAGACUUAUCCUAUGGAUUACGUAGGCAAUGCUGCUGGCAACGAAUACAAUGCUCUGAACUUGACAGGUGCACUCACCACGGUGCCAACGGUUGCAUGGGGUGCAAUCUAUCCGCCUAUCGAGGACGAAGCCCACAGU
This is a messenger RNA of Aureobasidium musti, 1749 nucleotides long. The record is from the annotation of a GenBank genome assembly. NCBI's taxonomy places the organism in Eukaryota, Fungi, Ascomycota, Dothideomycetes, Dothideales, Saccotheciaceae.